UUGUGUAUGAAGAAUGGUCCGUUGGCUCCAUAUCUUCUACGAUAUCUAGUACCGGAUUCAGUGACCAGUGCGAGAUGUUUUGGACGGUGAUCUACCGACAUCGACGAUUGGAAUUUCUUGUAUUCCAGUGAGUGUCAACCCAGUGAAUGUUCUCUUCUUCAUUGGUUUAUUUGUACAUCACGCAUUUCAACAUGUUGCGUCCCGCAACAACUUUGCUGGUCAUUGCGUCCGUUUUGGCUGUAAUCGUCUGCGUCGCUGGCCAGAUGAGGCCCUCCUUGAAUGCUCGUAUUGUAAGAACGAAACAUGGUUCCGUUAAAGGCGUGCUUGUUAUCCCUUCAAAUCGAGAACUUCCACCGGUCGAAGCGUUCCUCGGACUUCCAUAUGCCUCUCCGCCAGUAGGUCCUCUCCGUUUUAUGUCACCAGUGUCACCUUUGCCGUGGAAUGGCGUCCGCCUUAUGGAUAAAUACCCACCGGCCUGUCCGCAAACAUUGCCCGAUGUCAGUAACGAACGCGAAGCUUUGCGUUUCGUAACUCGUGGUCGUUUACAAUAUCUUCGCCGACUCCUUCCGUACCUCCGAAAUCAGAGCGAGGAUUGCCUUUACUUGAAUAUCUACGCCCCCGUUACGGGUAGGCCUGUUGGUGGAAAAGACGUGAACAUCAAGUUUCCCGUCAUUGUUUUCAUUCAUGGUGAGUCGUACGAAUGGAAUUCGGGAAAUCCCUAUGACGGUUCAAUACUUGCCAGUUAUGGCGAUGUCGUCGUGGUGACAAUUAAUUUCCGGCUCGGCGUUCUUGGCUUCCUGAGACCGGAUCUCAGAGAGAACCGGGUAGCGAAUUUCGGACUCCUCGACCAGAUAGCGGCACUGCAGUGGAUUCAGGAUAAUAUCGCCCAGUUUGGCGGGGAUCGUGACUCCGUUACGUUGCUGGGACAUGGUACUGGAGCAGCGUGUGUCAAUCUUCUACUUAUUUCUCCGGUGGCUCAGGCAUCCAGCGGUUUGUUUCACCGAGCCAUUCUGAUGAGCGGAACGGCUCUUGCCGAUUGGGCUGUAGCCGAGAACCCGCUACGAUAUACGUUGCAAGCGGCUCAGCAAGUUGACUGUCCCCUGGCCGAAAGAGACGAUGAAUUAGCAGCCUGUCUCCGGUUUAAACGAGUGACGGAGCUCAUGAAUGUGCGCUUACAGGCUCCGCUCUACGCCAGUCCGUUGGCACCUCUCGUUGACGGCAUUGUUGUUCCAAACGAACCCCGCCAGUCGAUGAAAACCUACAACGAACUAUUUGGAAGAUAUGACGUAAUGUAUGGCGUAACGCAGUCGGAGAGCUUCCACCUUUUGAAUGCUGCCACGCUGCAGUUCGGUUUGACGGAAACUGAAAGAAAUCGCAUCAUUCGUACCUACGUCCGUAACUCCUACGCUUCCAAUAUCGACCAAGUAACUGCCGCCAUCCGCAAGGAGUACACGGAUUGGAAGAAUCCCGUUCGCGACACGGAGGAAUACCGCGAUUCGAUUUUGGAAAUUCUGAGCGACGCCCGGGUCGUUGCUCCUGUCAUCCAGAUGGCCGAUUUACAUUCGGCCAUUCGCCAGCGAUCUUACUUCUACGUUUUUACCCAUCAGACAACCAAUGGCGACUAUCCUCAGGACUGGGGUAGUAUCCACGGCGAGGAGUUGGCUUACGUGUUCGGUAUGCCGUUGGUAGGCGGAACAAACCAUCUUUCGGCCAACUACACUCGGGCUGAAAUGCUGCUCUCUGAAAUUGUAAUCACUUACUGGGCCAAUUUCGCUCGCACUGGAAAUCCUAACUUCCCUCCGCGGCAAAAGUUUCUAACUACAGCCAACAGUCGUGACCGAUUUGAGCCCACGUACGUGCAGUGGCCAGCCUACGACCGGCAUUCCCAAAAGUACCUCAACAUUGAUUUGCGUCCCAAAGUGAAAGAUCACUAUCGCGCUGACAAGAUGGCCCUGUGGUCCAAGUUGAUUCCAGAGCUCAUGUCCACUGGCAAUGGCAAAGUUUAUCCAUCCAGCAGCGGGGAUGAAGACGAAGCUGAAGCUGCACCCGGUGGGUCUUCAGCUGCCGAACCAGAUUCCAGCAGCCAUUCUCCAUCAGCGGUGAUGGGUGCCCAACCAGAAGUUGACCAGCAACCCUCUGGAGGUUUCCAGUUCUUCCCAAGUGGACCUGUGAAAGGAGACCGUGGCAAUUCUUCUAGAACCGAGGACGGCCGAGACGUUGCCACGCAGACCGGUGGCAUUGCUCUCAGCAUCGUCAUCGUCAUUGGCAUCUGUUUCUUGGUGCUCAACGUCUGUGCUUGCGCCGGCGUUUUCUAUCAGCGCGAUCGCGUCCGCUUCAAAGAAAUACUCUUGCAGCGACAGUACAAAUUGAGGUCGGGAAACCAAGGAGAAGAUCGCCCGGCUCCUACUUCCGGAGCUCAAGCCCCUGCUGCCGCCAGGGAAACUCUGCUUGCCUUGCACAGAGUUGAAGAAGACUUUACAGAAUUGGACGGAAGUGGCAAUGGCAUGGAGAUCGGCUUUCCUCAUCAAGCCAGCACAAGCACGAUGGAUCCGCAUACAAAAGUCAGCCAGUGGAUGGCUCAAGAGGUCACCAUCGAGCGGUGUCCUACUCCACCUGUCAAUAACAGGCUGACUAAGCCGCCACAGGACAAACUGGGCGGAUCGGAUCGAUAUGAUUCGCGCGGUUGCGAUUCCGAAGAUUCCGCAUCGGCCUUGUUUCCGCUUCUGACGAAAUCCGCUAAGACUAGCGACAUCUAUGGGUUAUUGCCAGUGCAGGAGGAAAAUACAGCCGGCGAGAAACAGCGAAUCAAAACAGGACAAUCGUCAGAUUUGGUCAGUCAAACCCAUGACAAUGGUUCAUUUUUAAAAUUCGGAGACUUGGGACACGUCGGAGAAAGCAGUCCGCCAUUUGCCGAUUCCGCAAGUUCUGCCCGCACGGUAAGCCGUUCGUCAAUGGGUCGCCGCAAGGCGCGUAGCAAAAGUCAGUUAGGAUCGCAACGAUCGAUCACGACGAAACGAGACGUUGCAGUUGGAGAUGACGAAGACGAUGGCAGCUACCGUGUUGCUCUUGACAACGAAGAAGAUCGUAGAUCGUCAGCUGUUUACGGCUGCGGAACCAUGGAUACCAUUCGCCGACUCAAUUUGCCCAAAGUCUUACCCGAUUUACCUCUCCAAGACGUGCCAGCAGGAGCGACAGCAUCAUCGAGCGUACCUUUUACGAUGGGUAAAUCGAACUUAUCAAACAUCGCCCUACCCGACCGUUCACCGCCGUAUACAAUACCUCACGCUGGACUGCAAACUAGCGUCGAUUCCGUGGAACGAUCCGCCCUGUUGAACAAAAAUCAGUGUCAAGCUGGGGGGCCUCCAUCCGCUUCAGCUCCUCCGUACUCGGAUGUGAAGAAACAGUCGAAAUCACGCCGCAAACAGCCGGAUAAUGUCCCAUCAACGAUGAGCAGUGAAGCAGUUUGCACACUGUCCAGUCCUACUUCGACGAUCGUUAAAACCAAUUUACCUCAAACCGUUGUUGUUGCGCCUCAUCCGCGGGCAACCGUUGCGCAUUCGUCAACGGCCAAUAGAAGCGUGACUCCAUCAUCGACGCAACAACCGGAGCCUUGCCUGGUAGUUCGUCCUGGACCACGUCAACCCACAAUAACUAUGACUAGAAGUCAUGGAGGUAAUAACUAUGAGUCUGUUGCUAACGACACCGAAUCUCCUUCGGCUACUGGUGAUGUGGUCCUACGACGACCGAGGCAGCAAGAGGCUAGCACAAGUUCUAGACCUGCUAGUCGCAAUUCGAGGUCGUGGUACGCCCAAUACAGUCAGUCGUUUAUUUCACAGUCCAUCGAUCAGGAGAGUGACAAGAACGACAAUUGAGAUAGAUUACUAUUUACCACCUUUUUCACGUUUUUCCUUUUUUUUUUUUAUUCAAAAGUUUAUAACACGGUAACUUCCUGGAAUAUACCCCUCGCUACCUCACGAGUUGUCGCCAUAAUUUCUAAUACCCCUCUCGGUGUUUUCAAUGUCGCUCUGGUUAUUUAUUGAUCUAGCCUGUUGAGAGGGGGGGAAAACAAGUCACUAUCUAACACUACCCUAAGUUUCUACCGCGUACAUCUUGCCAUCUCCACAUGUUCUUUUGUUUCUUCACCUUUAGACACGAUUCCCUCUUUAAAACUUGCUAUAAAUCAGCAAUCAACACUUGCAUAUAACUUGAUGUACUAUUUUAAAGGAAAGUUAGGCUAAAAUAUUUGGCUAGUAGUGGAUAAUGUAUACGCUGUAUACAUACUGUUUACACUCCAUUCCGGAGCGAUCCUUGCCUACACCGACACUUUUGCCCUUGCUGUUUUACCUUUGGCAUUUCAUUUUUUAAACGGAAAACAGAACAUGGGCGGUUUUUUCUACUCGUUGGACCCUUCUUUUUUGCAAUGGUUGUUCUUAUUUUUGAGACUAGGGUCUGAAGCGGAGAUCACUAUGCUGAAUGUAGAUCUAAUCGAUUUUUUAUAGCCUUAAAUUUGUAUUGAACGCUAAUGAUGGACAUAAUCGCUGCGCAAGGAUUUGUAUAAAAUUGACAAAAAUGAAAUCAAUUUAAAGAUCCCCAAAUGACAGACAGGUCAUACGUUUUAAUACAACACAUUCUCAUCUUUGAUAAA
Molecule: messenger RNA, 4645 nt
Organism: Daphnia carinata
Lineage: Eukaryota; Metazoa; Arthropoda; Branchiopoda; Diplostraca; Daphniidae
Product: neuroligin-4, X-linked-like
Exons: 12
Coding region: 147-3872 (1241 amino acids)
Biological process (GO): neuron cell-cell adhesion; synaptic vesicle endocytosis; modulation of chemical synaptic transmission
Cellular component (GO): synapse; cell surface; postsynaptic membrane
Molecular function (GO): signaling receptor activity; neurexin family protein binding
Source: RefSeq, a predicted model, not a curated record